AUGUCAACCAUACAACAGCUCAAAAACUUUAUCCGCCAUGGGAAGCAAGCGCGAGCAACAACACUGAACGAAGAGCCCCCGCGCAAGACCGGCUCGUCGCCUCCUCAAGCACCACAGCCCGUUCCAGACAAGACCAUGCUCGCCUCGGAGCCCGUCUUUGCCCAACCGCCGCCGCGCAAGGAGAUUCCCGAUGCCUACUCGGAGGCCCCGGGCGAAGGCAUGCAUCGCGUUGCCCAGGCUGGUCACGCCGCCGCCCACCACAUCGAGCCCGCCCAGAACCUCCAGGCCAAGGGCGCCUCCAAGUCCAAGCGCGUUGACGAGGCCGAGCUUAAGCAGCUCGUCGCCGAGGAGAACGCCAGCAGGACAAAGUUUCCCCGCUACCUGGGCUUGGAGAGGUGGGAGCUGCUCGAGAAGAUGGGCGACGGCGCGUUCAGCAACGUCUAUCGCGCCCGUGACUUGCAAGGCGACCACGGCCAGGUCGCCAUCAAAGUCGUCCGCAAGUACGAAAUGAACAACAUGCAGGGAAACCAGCAUCUACAUCCGGACUUCAAGGGAAUUCCCAAAGCUGCAGAGAGGUCCAACAUCCUCAAAGAGGUUCAGAUUAUGCGGCAACUCGACCACCCUAACAUCGUCAAGCUCAUCGAGUUUUCCGAGUCGAAGCAGUACUACUACAUUGUGCUCGAGCUCGCGCCGGGCGGCGAGCUGUUCCAUCAGAUUGUGCGCCUGACCUACUUCAGCGAGGAGCUGUCACGGCACGUUAUUGUCCGCGUAGCCAAGGCCCUAGAAUACCUGCACGAGGAAAAGGGUGUAGUUCAUCGCGACAUCAAACCUGAGAAUAUCCUCUUCAACCCCAUACCAUUUGUCCCUUCAAAACACCCGAAGCCGAAGCAACCCGGUGACGAGGACAAAGUCGAUGAGGGCGACUUCAUUCAAGGCCAAGGCGCCGGCGGCAUCGGAGAGAUCAAGAUUGCCGACUUUGGCCUCUCCAAAAUUGUCUGGGAGAGCUCAACCAUGACACCUUGUGGUACUGUCGGCUACACCGCUCCCGAGAUCGUCAAGGACGAGCGUUACUCCAAGUCUGUCGACAUGUGGGCUCUGGGCUGCGUCCUGUAUACUCUACUCUGCGGCUUUCCGCCCUUCUAUGACGAGAGCAUCGAGGUGCUUACCGAAAAGGUCGCCAAGGGGCAGUACACCUUUCUAUCGCCUUGGUGGGACGAUAUCUCGGAAUCGGCCAAGGACCUUAUUACGCAUCUCUUGACCGUCGAUCCUGAGAAGCGAUACACCAUCAAAGAGUUCCUCGCCCACCCCUGGAUUCGGGCCAGUGGGCCCACCCCUCGCGAGGAGAAGAGGAAACCGGAUAUGCUCCGAGCCAAGGAUAUGGCCAGGUUCCAGGAGCCCGGCAAGCGUUACGACUUCCGUUCACCGGGUGCCGUCAACCUCCGCGAGGUCUUUGACGUCAGCUACGCUGUCCAUCGCCAAGAAGAAGAAGGCAAGAUGCGACAGCAGAUGGGCACCAGGGCUGGGGCCGGUAAGCCUCUCGCUGGCCUUGACGAAGAGGAAGAGGACGAGGAUCGGAUGCAGAUUGAUCAAGGCGCCGGGGCAAAGCAGAAUACCGUCACCCAGUCCUUGGAACAGAGCAUGCGCAAGACCAACAUCCGUGAUCAGGCAGUUACCGCGGUGCCUCGAGAGGCACAGCGUGUUGGCGACAAGGGCUACGGGCAACACUCUCCCGCGGUGACGGCCGCGGCGCGGCAGCAGGUUAGGGACCGGAACCGGCAGAAGGGGCCGUUCGAGCUGAACCUCGACAAUGCGACAUUGCUGGGCAAGCGGGGCAAGAAGAUUCCUGCCAUGGGGGCAUAG
Hirsutella rhossiliensis is the source of this 1860-nucleotide messenger RNA. Its product is annotated as kinase. Gene Ontology annotation, cellular component: spindle pole centrosome; chromosome passenger complex; spindle microtubule. Gene Ontology annotation, molecular function: protein kinase activity; ATP binding. Bases 1 to 1860 code for a protein of 619 amino acids. Lineage: Eukaryota; Fungi; Ascomycota; Sordariomycetes; Hypocreales; Ophiocordycipitaceae. The record is from RefSeq and is a predicted model, not a curated record. The transcript has 5 exons. Gene Ontology annotation, biological process: regulation of cytokinesis; protein phosphorylation; mitotic spindle organization.